This is a messenger RNA of Limanda limanda (common dab), 963 nucleotides long. RefSeq names its product cytoplasmic phosphatidylinositol transfer protein 1-like. NCBI's taxonomy places the organism in Eukaryota, Metazoa, Chordata, Actinopteri, Pleuronectiformes, Pleuronectidae. The coding region runs from base 50 to 901 and encodes 283 amino acids. Gene Ontology annotation, biological process: phospholipid transport. The transcript is spliced from 10 exons. The record is from RefSeq and is a predicted model, not a curated record. Gene Ontology annotation, molecular function: phosphatidylinositol binding; phosphatidylinositol transfer activity. Gene Ontology annotation, cellular component: cytoplasm.
GGGAAAGAAAUAAAGACAUCAAGGCAGGAAUACACAAGGAGACAGGAAGAUGGGCUUAAAAAAAGAAAGACAAGAGAAGUUUGGGUUCAGCCGUCCGGACAACGUUGACAACUGGGGAGAGUACCGGAUUGGGCAGCUGUACAUGAUCAGCAAACACAGCCAUGAGCAGAGUGAUCGAGGUGAAGGGGUGGAGGUCGUCCAGAACGAGCCAUACGAGGACCCGGCCCACGGCCAAGGACAGUUCACAGAGAAACGAGUCUACCUCAACAGUAAAUUACCCACUUGGGCUCGAGCCGUGGUUCCAAAAAUCUUCUACGUGACGGAGAAAGCAUGGAAUUACUACCCUUACACCAUAACAGAAUAUACUUGCUCAUUCCUGCCGAAGUUCUCCAUCCACAUAGAGACAAAAUAUGAAGAUAAUAAAGGAUGCAACGACAAUAUCUUCGACACCGAGCUGAAGGAGCAGGAGAGGGAGGUGUGCUCCGUCGACAUCGCCUACGAUGAGAUCCCUGAGCGCUACUAUAAAGACUCUGAGGACUUGCGAUAUUUCAAGUCGGAGAAGACGUCGCGGGGGAUGCUGCAGGAGGGCUGGAGGGACACCCAGGAUCCCAUCAUGUGCUCGUACAAACUUGUCACUGUCAAGUUUGAGGUGUGGGGUCUGCAGACUCGGGUGGAGCAGUUCGUACACAAGGUGGUCCGUGAUGUGCUGCUGCUGGGACACAGACAGGCGUUUGCCUGGGUGGACGAGUGGAUUGAUAUGACUUUGGAUGACGUGCGGGAUUACGAGUGUCAAAUGCAUGAGAAAACCAACAUUAAAGUUUGCCUUGAGCAGCAAGAGCGUUCCACAACAAACCCAUCUUCACUGGAUGACAUACAGAUCCAUGACAAAGCAAGUACAUGACCAUGGAUGAGGUGAGAGAGUUUGAGCGCGCCAUCCAGGAGGCCACCAAUCAGAAGAUCGGA